Molecule: messenger RNA, 1152 nt
Organism: Auxenochlorella protothecoides
Lineage: Eukaryota; Viridiplantae; Chlorophyta; Trebouxiophyceae; Chlorellales; Chlorellaceae
Product: Serine/threonine-protein kinase 16
Exons: 5
Coding region: 1-1152 (383 amino acids)
Biological process (GO): protein phosphorylation
Cellular component (GO): cytoplasm
Molecular function (GO): protein serine/threonine kinase activity; ATP binding
Source: RefSeq, a predicted model, not a curated record
AUGGAUGGAUUUUUGAAGAGCGUGGGAGGGGCUUGGAGCUCCCUGACCGAGAAGUAUCCCCAGUUGACGCAGCUGGAGGAGCGCGUCGUCACUCUGCUGCCCAGGCUGUCACCAGAGCAUGUGAUCCAGCUGGGCCCCAAGCGGUACAGGGUGAUCCGCACCCUCGGGGAGGGAGGCUACUCCACCGUGUACCUCGUACGGGAGCUGAGCGAGAGGACUGGAGAUCUUGGGACAGCUCCCGCCGAGCCGCCAGGGCCGGACCUGGCACUCAAGCAGAUUUUCCUGGCCGGGCCCGAAGAGGAGCAGAGGGCGGCGGCAGAGGUCCGCCUGCUGCAGUCUCUGGCCCACCCCAACAUCAUCCGCCUGCUGGAAAGCACAGUGACCGACGUGGACACGCCCUCGGGGCCGCGCAGGGCCGCCCUCCUCCUCAUCCCAGCAUAUCAGGCAAGACGGCCGGGGUGGGGGUGGGUGGGGGGGUCGGUUCACGGGUCCGCGUGGGAUGCGGUGCACCGUGCCGCAGCGCCCCCGCCCCUGCGCACCGUGCUUUCCAUCUUCAUCCAGCUGUGCGCCGCGCUGGAGGCGGUGCACGCCGCGGGCCUGUCGCACCGGGACGUGAAGCCGCAGAAUUUACUGAUGGAGGCGCGUCCAGGCGCCACGCCGCGCACCGUGCUGAUGGACCUCGGCAGCGCCGGCCCGGCCGCCGUGCCCGCGCACUGCACGGCCCCCUACCGAGCCCCCGAGCUCUGGGAGGUGGUCCCUGGGACCGUCCUCACAGAGAAGGUGGACGUCUGGGCGGCGGGGUGUGUGCUGUACUGCCUCGCGUACCGCGAGUCGCCCUUCGAACGCGCCACGGGCACGACGGGGGGCAGCCUGAAGCUGGCGAUACUCAAUGGCGGGUGCACAUUCCCCGAGGAGCCCAAGCACCUGGCCUGCCUCCAGCCCCUCAUCCGCGCCUGCCUGGAGCAGGACCCGUCCAGGAGGCCAAGCGCCGCCGAGGCCAAGCUCAUGGCCCAGACGCUGCUGGAGGAGGCGGUGCGUGACCCAGUCGGUGGGCUGGAGGGCGCAGGGGGACCCUUGGCGCACCUCACUGCACGCGCCUCGCCGGUGGCGGGCCUGGAGGGGACAGGAGUCGCUGGCCCUGGUGCGCUCUGA